Cataglyphis hispanica is the source of this 8043-nucleotide messenger RNA. It is a transcript of the gene raskol, whose product is annotated as ras GTPase-activating protein raskol. NCBI's taxonomy places the organism in Eukaryota, Metazoa, Arthropoda, Insecta, Hymenoptera, Formicidae. Gene Ontology annotation, biological process: regulation of GTPase activity. The coding region runs from base 909 to 5363 and encodes 1484 amino acids. The record is from RefSeq and is a predicted model, not a curated record. The transcript is spliced from 10 exons.
AAGAAGCGACGUCACAAAGACGUGUACAUGAAAGGUCGUAAAGCAAGCUUAAAUAAAACAUAGCUAACAGAGAGUUCUUCGCGGAAGACACGACUCUGAAGAGGAUACGAUGAAGAGUGGUCGUGCGUUCACGGUUCAACGCCUCGCAUUAUCCGCGAGUAUCAGCGUGCAGGGAUAACACAGCCAGCUGAUAUUCGUCUAGUACAUCGUAACGACACACGUGCUCGCUCUUUCUCUCUCUCUCUCUCUCUCUGGCCGCGGUUGCGCUGCUCGAUAGUCCAUCUAUAUUUAGCGUGGACGCGAAGAGGGAGAAAAGGGACAUAGGGAUAUUCCGAAGAGACGAGUCGGUGCACGGCGACCUCUCAAAAGGGUCAUCAUGGAGAACUGAUCCGAUCGAGAGAGAAGAGAGAGAUGUGAUCAUUGUUAUUAUACCACAGCCUCGAAGAGGCUUGUACGCACUCGAUUCUCGGAUUAAUCCGCGCCUCCAGAGACAGGGCCGUGUAUCUCUCUUGAAGACGCAUCGUCGUCAGUUGAUAGCAGUGACACUCGAUACGCAAAAAUGCGACGAUGGGAAUGUGAGUCGGAGUCGAUUAAGGGGGAAUCGUUGGCGUAGUGAUCGAACGUAGUAUCACAUGGUGUGCGAUAGCCAGUGCGUACAGUAUUAUUAUCAAUAAUCCGCGCCACGAGAUAACCGUGAUAUCAAGGUAACUGAUAAAAAUCGCCGUCGAUGUUCUCUUAACGCGCAUGAGAAGAGAAAAAGAGGGACGCAUUGUUUAUGCACGCGUGUAUAAAUCGAUCGUGAUACAAGUGACUUCUGUGAUUUUGAUCGGAUGAUAUAAAUAAUAAACUUUCCGCUGCGAGCAUUCCAGCUCCAUCGCUCACCAAGGGAAUUCGAGAGAUGCGAAGACAUGCUGACGACUGAGGAUCCCGAGGAGUCGCCGAAGAGGCGAUCCACAUUCUACGUGUCAUUGGACGGCGGCGAGCCGCCAGCGCGACAGUCAGUCGCCAAGCUGACUAAGGGUCACUCGACGGAUGACAAGUUUGUCUGCAACACCUUCCCCAUCGGCAGCGCGUCGAAGACAUCGACGAACGGCUCGUUGACGCGCACCUUGAGCAACAACGAUGGCUUUUCGUCGACCGCGAGGAGAAACGCGGACGAGACUCUACCCGAGGUGCGAGGCAAGGUGCAAUCGUUGACGAGAAUCUUCGAGGCGUCCAAGUGCGACCUGCGGAUGCCCAGCGGGGGUCAGACGGAACAGAGAAAAAAGGUCGAGAGGACGAGGUCUUUCAAGACGAUCGAACGAUUUCAGAGCCGGUUCACCGGCAGGAAGGAGUCCAGCGGCAGGAAGGACAGUCGACUCAACAAUACCAUCGCCUGCUUCGAGGUGGAGGACGAUGCCGGAUGCGGGAAGAAGCUGUCGAAUGUCGAGGAGAAAUCCGCCGCGACGAGGAUCGUCAUCGAGUCGGCGGCCACAAAGUCGGCCGCCGGAUCCUCCCGCGGUCAUCAAGAGCCGAGAGGCAAGCAGAGCACGACUCUCACGAAUCUACUGAUUCGUAGAACCCACAGCACGAAGCUGGCGAGGAGCAAUAGCACGUUGGUGCGUGUCGGAAGGCACGCGUCCGUCGAUAGUCCUUGCGUCGCCGUUGAAAAGGCGGAUGUCCGUGCGAGUAGAUUCAAGGAUGAGGAAACCAACGAGGAUCCCGCAGUCAUCGAUGACGAAUGCGUCGAAUCGUCCGUCUUUGAAGACGCCGACAUCGAUGGCGGAGUACAUUCAGACACAUCGUACGAGAAGGCUUGUCGAAGGGGUAGCGCGCCCGCCACUCCUGUACUUGGGGCGCGACCCUUGGAUGUCACUCCCAACAGGAUCGUUAACUUCUUCUCGAAACGAUCAUUCCGGUCGAACCCUCUGAAAAGAACGAAGAGCGUAACGAAGCUCGAACGACAGAAGCAACGGGGCGCCGGUCUUCGGGGUUGUCGUUCGCACGAGUCUCUGCUCUGCGGACAGGCGGUGACCUCGAUGGACCUCGCGGCGGUGACGCCGCUGCAUCCCAGUCUCCUCGGCAGGCCCCACUGCUUCCAGGUCACGCCGAGCACCGGCGGGCCCAAGUAUUUCAGCUGCAGAACCGCUCACGAACGGGACCAGUGGUUGCACAGCUUAAGGAAAUCCGUUCAGCCGGAUGCAGAACAAACACGCCGAACAGACAAUUCUCUGCAGAUCUGGUUAUUGGAGGCGAAGGGCGUACCUGCAAAGAAGCGAUACUUUUGCGAGGUCUGCCUCGACAGUACCUUGUAUGCGCGAACGACUGCCAAACUGAAGGCUGAUUUGUGCUUCUGGGGCGAGCAUUUCGAUUUUCAUCAUUUGCCCUCCGUCAACACGAUCCAGGUCAAUCUGUACAGAGAGGCAGAUAGGAAAAAGAAGAGAGACAAAAAUGUUUUAAUCGGUUCUGUCAGUAUACCUGUGCACAAUGUGACGUCGCGUUAUCUGACGGAGAAAUGGUAUACGGUAGUAGGUGACAAAGGACCUCUCAAGGAGCCACCCGCUUUAAGAGUAAAGUGUCGUUUCCAGUCGGUUGACAUACUGCCAGUUCAGGUUUAUCAAGAGUUUUUGGAAUAUCUGAAGACCGAUUACGCGCCGCUAUGCGAAAAACUGGAACCCGUCAUAGGUGUCAAGGCGAAGGAAGACAUCGCGACAGCUUUGGUAGCGGUCAUGCAACGGGAGAAAAAGGCGCCGCAAUUCCUCGCAGAUCUCGUCAUGAUGGACAUUCAUCGAAUAGAUGAUGAAAGACUUACAUUUCGAGGGAAUUCGUUAGCCACGAAAGCGAUGGAAGCCUAUUUGAAACUGACCGGAGACAGAUAUUUGCAGGAGACUCUGGGAGCCGUUGUGAGAGGCGCGGUCGAAGGUGGCGAUUGCGAAGUGGACCCACUCAAGGUCGCUUCCGUCGCCGCGUUGCACAAACAACAGCAGAAUCUUCGUAACGCCGUGGAGCUAGCCUGGAGCAGAAUAUUAUCGAGCCAUUCUCACUUUCCGCUGGAAUUGCGCGAGUGCUUUCGCAUCUUCCGCGAACGUCUAGCUGAUAUGGGCCGGGAAGACAUUGCAGACAAUCUCAUUUCCGCAUCAAUCUUUCUGAGAUUCCUCUGUCCCGCCAUUCUCAGUCCAUCUCUCUUUAAUAUUACGCAUGAAUAUCCAAAUGAAAAAGCAGCAAGAAAUCUCACUCUAGUCGCAAAGACACUCCAGACGCUCGCAAAUUUCACGAGGUUCCAGGGCAAGGAGAACUUUAUGGAAUUCAUGAAUGAUCUACUUGAACGAGAAGCUCCGUCUAUGAAGAAUUUCUUGCAGUUAAUUAGCAGCCCACUGCCAAAGGACGCACCAGCUAAUAAUUCGCUCGAGUUUGACGGCUACAUAGAUUUGGGCAAGCAACUGUCUUUGCUGCAUGCUCUCUUACGAGAAAGUAUGGCAGCAAUAGCACCGUCCUCGCCAUCGAUGCCGCCGUCACGAUUACCCGAAAUCCUCGAUAGAAUCUCUUUGGCUUUAGAUCAGCCGGGUCCGAGUCCCGUACCCGUCGCGCAUCGUUAUCCGAACCUGCAGAAUAAUAUCUUUCGCUAUAACGAUCCUACAAUUGCCAAUAGCAACACGAAUCUCUCCAUCUCGGCCACGUCGACGCUGAGCAACCAUAGCACAAUAAACGGUACAAUCAGGGACAGCAAUGAAGUGUUGCAAACCAACACCCUUGGUCACAAUAGUUCGCGCAGUCCGAAUGUUGCCAGAGCGGCGACUCUACCACGAAACGCUUACCUGCCGACGAAUGGCAAAUUGCAAUUACAAAUCAGUUCUGACGAUUAUCCUCUGGAGCCACCGGCGUUCGUAUCACGUUCGCCAACGCCAAUCACGCGGCAACACAGGCCACUCGGGUCCAAUCGUUCUGGACCGGGUUACAGACUGACAGCCAGCGCGAGCUUGGCAAACGUCAAUCACUGCCAGACUCAUCCAACAAGUCCCACGCGUUCCGAGAGUCACAGCAAUCUGAAAGACUCCAACUAUAACAUUACUGCGUCAUCGCAAAAUAAUCAGUCGAACAACGGAAGCAUUGUCUUGCAGCAACAGCAACAUCGGCACAACAUUGCGCGUCUGCAGAAUCUCGAUAUUCACGAUCGCGAGGAUAAUUACAAUCACAAUAAUUACAAUGUCGCGAGGUCGGCUAGCCGAAAUCAUUGCCACAAGGAAGAUAAUGCCAACCAGCAACGCAAUUACAAUGUCUCGAAGACUACAGUGAACGCGAACGUGGUCGUUAAUCCACCCACGAAUCUCACAUUAUCCAUCAAUCAUCAGCCCAAUAAUAAUUAUAAUCCUUCCAAAACAAACAAUCACGCCUCAUCCGCCAACGGCAACCUCGAUGAGCUGUCUGAUUUACUGAGAUACGCGGAUGAUGAAGUAUCGGAAUCCAAAUCUCAGAAAGGCUCACAGAUCUCCAUCUCGCAAUUGAGUAACGUGGCUUCUUCCGGCUAUCAAAGUUUCGCCGCUUAUAGUCAGAGCUCCAGUCCGGUAGAUCUUAGUAGUAAUAAUGCAAACGCGCAUAUUCUCGGUGCAGCGCCGCUGGCAUUCGCUAAUCCUGUUUACCACAUGGAGUCCAAUCACGCUAGGACAGGUAGACGAGAUAGCAGCAGUUCCGAGGAGAGAGAGGGUAGUGGAGGCGGCGGUGUCGACAGUGUGAGAGGUGUUGAUCUGAGUCCCUCCCCUCCACCCAAGAACAACGUGCGAAAUCACCAAAGGAACAAUCAGAAUCAGUGGCGACAGAAUAAUCAAACUCAUAGAAACAAUUCUGAGCAUGCGCAGGACGUCUGUUGCACAAAGUUACGAAGAAGGCUCUCUCUAGACUCUACGCGAGAUUUGUCAGACACCAGCGAGGAGGAAAAUUGUACCACCAGGAGGAGCAAGUCUCGCAGUCAUCGAAGCAUCGAUCAGUACGAAGUGGAAAUGUAUGAAGUGGAGAGGCUUCAGAAUAGCGUAGAUCGACUGCGAUUGCGCGCGCGAUUAGGUGCCACCGACGAUGCCGAUUUAGAUCUCGCGCCCGACAACAAUAUGAAGAGCAUCAUUUCCAGAUUAAUCUCCGUGGAGGAGGAACUACGUCGCGAGCAGCAGAAGAUGUCAGCGGCGUUGUCGUACAAGCAGCGCGUGAUCGACGCGCAGGAGCAGCAAAUAGCCGCAUUGGGUGCCGCAAAUUCGCGUCUCAUGUCGACCAACGCGAGUCUGCUGUCGGCACUGAGCAAACAACGCUAUAACACCAAGUCCCAGACGAACAGUGAAGCUGCGCCCCUGCUGCAAAACAUUGCCGACAUUGGCGAACUCAAAAGCUCGUCGUGCUAAGCGUAUCGUCGUCACGUCCGGGAAUUGUCGAGAACAAGGAAGAAUUUUUGAAUCGAUAAAACUGUUCUUUGAAAAGCCUCACACGUGCUAUAACACGUAGACACUGUCAUCAACAAUGACGUUUAUCUCUCCCUUGAAUAAUGAAUGAUCUUGUAGUAAUUUCUAUAAGAUAAUUAAAUUUGUUGAGGAUGUAAAGAUUCUGAAAGAGGAACUGAUCAUUGGUCAAGCUUACAAAUGUGUGAAUUUUCAUUAUUCGAGGAAGAGAAGCUUAUUCAGAGAAAUAUUCUUCCUUAGUUGUACGAUUCGUUACAUGCAUUCUCCGAAUUAUUUAUUUAACACUCUCGACAAGAUCUUGCACUCGAUAACUGUAAACGUGCUACGUGAGAAUAGCCCCGAUAUUUACCUGGGCUCGUAAAUUUCGAAAAUGUGUGAAGCAUCAUGUCGGGGAACGCGAUACAGAAUAGAUUGCAACACAAAAGAGAAUGGCGUGCGAAAAACAGAGGCUACUUAGUGAAUAGGCAGACCAAGUAUGUAGAGAAUUUUCGUCGAGUUUAUAUAAUGUGACAUAGCGUUAGGCUAGGUUUAUUUGUUCGCGAGUAAAAGAUAACCCGCGACUCGUCCGAGAACCGAGAUCAUGAAAAUUGCCCCGAAACGACGAUGGACGUAUCAGCGCUGAUCAUUGAAAAGAAUAUCGCAUCUGCGAGUCUCUUGAUGGCGACUUUGCUUCGUUCGGCAAGAACGAAAUGAAAGUGGCAACGAGACGAAUUUCAAUUUUAUACAAAUCGAAAAUUUUCGAUUAACAACGAAAAACGAAUCGGUUUCUUAUUAUUUAUGCAAUCAUGUUUGUUUUUAAUUCAAACAAGCACACGAAUAGAAAUUGACAAAAAUAAAUUUCAUUGAAGAAAAUAUUUGCUAUAAAUGUAAAGUCCAAAAAAGGCAUUUAAAUAAAGCUUCUUGUUUACAAUACUUCAAAAAUACAUAAAGGAUUACAAAUUUUAUUCCGCUUUGUGAUUACAAAUUGCAUGACGACAGUCUAUACUGGUUACGCAACGAAAGAUCGAUGUCCAAUUCCAAUUGGGUCAUCCAAUUAAGGAUUAUCUCGUCCGGCAGCGGGCACUCGGACGGCACACGAAGAAGCCCCGAUUGACGAAUUGCGUAUUCGUUUCCCUUGUUUCUACUAUCAUAUUUAUCUAUACGCACAGCCACAUGCACCGUAAUAGUUGUAACAUGAUACGCGAGGAUUACAAUACUGAUGUUCGCGCCACACCACACAUAGAAGCAUCCUCGAGCACCGGAUUGUAUACCGCAAGUAUAGAUGUGUAUAUUUUUCUAGUUUGUUCCCCGAGUGCAUAAUCUCUCUUGAUCACAAAACGCAAUUCUCAUUCUUACGCACGAUUUUCGAUCAUUAAAGCCUGCGUUACGGCUUAAGACGAAAAUAUAUAUAAUAGUUUGCGCGAUUCAUCUUUUUAAAUCCUCAAGUAUCGAGCGAAAAACGGAAGAAAGCUUCCGCGAGCAAAAAAUAAAAAAAAAAUUAAAGAAAAAACGAGAGUCCGUCGAAUGAAAGCUGGAUGAAUGGAUUUCCAAAGCGAUGUUUCGUGCGCAUGUCUUCGAAUUUUCUAUCUCGACGAGCCGCGAGCAAACUUUUAUCUUUGAUUCAGCACGUGACCCUUUACUCUAAGCGACGAUAUUUAUUUAGUAAUGUCUACCAAAGAUGAAGAAUUUCACAUUGUAAAGAGAAUAUCGAGAGUAUGUAAGAUAUCCGGAUUUUUUUUAUUGUUCCCGGUGAUGGAAUAAUUAAUCGUUACGCAUGGAAACGACAUAGCCGGGAACGAUACUCGAGUGAAAAGCGGUGUGCACAUGACAAAAUUCGAGAACUAUUCUUACUUGCUCCGCCAUCGCGCUCGAUAUUACAGAUUUUUGCACACCGAGAUUCCCGAGCCACGCGCAGAUCGCCCGAUAUUUCUGCGCACAAGCAGCGUAAAACGCAUGACAUUAAUUAAUUAAUCAGAUUUCUAAGGUCUCGCUCGUUCGCAAAGCGUUAAUGUGUUACGUUUUACAUCACAAUAACAAUUAUUAUUGUAGCCAUUGUCGUACAACAUGUGCGUAAAAGAUUUGAGUGAGAAAGCGAGCGAGAAAGCGGGAAAAACAGAAAGAAUGAGAGAUUGUGAGAGUAAGUCUGUGGAGGAGUGAGAAAAGAUUAUAAUCAGUCUAAUCUCGUUAAGAAAAAAAGUAUUAUCUCGUCGACUUUGUACCAUAGCGUUAUUCUCGCGUUUAUCCGAGCGUUUGAGUUUCUUGCCUCACGCCGAUUAUUUUUGUAUAGAGAUUAUCCUUUUUCAUCUUCUUCUAUUCUCUUAUUAUUUCCUUUUGUACUUUCCCUUCCUUUGUUUACUGCGUAAAAUCACAAUCAUACGCAGGAAAACUGCCCCUUAAAAGCUUUUCUUCCAACUCUACUUUUCUCGACUCAUCGAGCUUGCAUCUUAUGGAAUUAAUAUAUUAACACUAUUCCCUUUUCCCUUCUUGUUGGACGAUGUAAUCGAUAAAUAUCUAUUUAAAGAAUCACUUAAAUAGCGUGUACAUUAUUAAGUUUUGGUAUAUUCGUUUCUGCAAUAGACCACCUGUAUUUAAACAUAUAGACUAUUACACUAUAUGAACAAAUAAAUACGAUUAGACAUAUUGUAAA